This is a messenger RNA of Pteropus alecto (black flying fox), 4319 nucleotides long. RefSeq names its product general transcription factor IIIC subunit 3 (gene GTF3C3). Lineage: Eukaryota; Metazoa; Chordata; Mammalia; Chiroptera; Pteropodidae. The transcript is spliced from 18 exons. Gene Ontology annotation, cellular component: transcription factor TFIIIC complex. The record is from RefSeq and is a predicted model, not a curated record. Gene Ontology annotation, biological process: transcription by RNA polymerase III. Gene Ontology annotation, molecular function: protein binding. Bases 153 to 2807 code for a protein of 884 amino acids.
GAGCGCGGCGGCUGCGGUGCAGGCCGGGCCCGUUUUCCCGAAGGACACGAGGUCCCUGCUCUCGGCACCCCAGCGCUUGCUUGAGUGUGGGAGGCGUUUCUCUUUCGGUUCGCUGUCCCGUUCCUGGGGCAGCAUAUCCGGACCCCGCAGAGAUGUCGGGGUUCAGCCCGGAGCUCAUUGACUACCUGGAAGGGAAGAUCUCCUUUGAGGAAUUCGAAAGGCGGAGAGAAGAGAGAAAAACCCGCGAGAGGAAAAGUCUUCAGGAAAAAGGAAAGCUAUCAGCUGAAGAAAAUACAAAUGAUUCAGAAGUUCCAUCAUCAUCAGGAAUUGACUCUACCAAAUCUCGGGACAAAGAUGCCAAUGAAGGAGAAACAUCAGAUGGAGUUAGUAAGUCAGUUCACAAGGUCUUUGCUUCCAUGCUUGGAGAGAAUGAGGAUGAUGAGGAGGAAGAGGAAGAAGAAGAGGAGGAGGAGGAAGAAACACCUGAGCAACCCACUGCAGGCGAUGUGUUUGUAUUGGAAAUGGUUCUUAAUCGUGAAACCAAGAAAAUGAUGAAAGAGAAAAGACCUCGGAGUAAACUUCCCAGAGCUCUGAGAGGUCUCAUGGGUGAAGCCAACAUACGCUUUGCUCGAGGAGAACAUGAAGAGGCAAUAUUGAUGUGCAUGGAAAUCAUAAGACAAGCUCCUUUGGCUUAUGAGCCAUUCUCUACUCUUGCCAUGAUAUAUGAAGACCAAGGUGACAUGGAGAAAUCACUGCAGUUUGAGUUGAUUGCUGCACAUUUAAAUCCCAGUGACACUGAAGAAUGGGUUAGAUUGGCAGAAAUGUCCCUGGAACAAGACAAUAUUAAGCAGGCUAUUUUUUGCUACACAAAAGCUCUUAAAUAUGAACCUACUAAUGUCCGUUAUCUGUGGGAGCGAUCAAGCCUUUACGAACAGAUGGGAGAUCAUAAAAUGGCAAUGGAUGGUUAUAGGCGUAUUUUAAACCUUUUGUCUCCGUCUGAUGGAGAACGAUUUAUGCAAUUGGCUAGAGAUAUGGCAAAGAGUUACUAUGAAGCUAAUGAUGUUACUUCAGCUAUUAACAUAAUCGAAGAAGCUUUCUCAAAACACCAGGGCCUAGUCUCCAUGGAAGAUGUUAACAUAGCAGCUGAACUAUAUAUUUCUAACAAACAAUAUGACAAAGCUUUGGAGGUAAUUACGGAUUUUUCUGGAGUUGUGCUAGAAAAAAAAACUACAGAAGAAGGCUCUUUGGAAGAGAAUAAAGUUGGUGAGAAUGUUACCUGCACUAUACCUGAUGGCGUGCCAAUAGAUAUCACGGUGAAGUUGAUGGUCUGCCUUGUACAUCUCAACAUCUUCGAACCACUUAAUCCUCUCUUGACAACACUAGUGGAACAGAAUCCUGAAGAUAUGGGAGACCUCUAUCUAGAUGUUGCUGAAGCUUUUCUGGAUGUUGGUGAAUAUAAUUCUGCACUUCCUCUCCUUAGUGCACUAGUCUGCUCUGAAAGAUACAACCUCGCAGUAGUUUGGCUUCGGCAUGCAGAAUGUUUAAAGGCCUUAGGCUAUAUGGAGCGUGCAGCUGAAAGCUAUGGCAAAGUGGUUGAUCUGGCCCCCCUCCAUUUGGAUGCAAGAAUUUCACUUUCCACCCUUCAGCAGCAGCUGGGCCGUCCUGAGAAAGCUCUGGAAGCUCUGGAACCAAUGUAUGAUCCCGAUACUUUAGCACAAGAUGCAAACGCUGCACAGCAGGAACUGAAGUUAUUGCUUCAUCGUUCUACUCUAUUGUUUUCACAAGGCAAAAUGUAUGGUUAUGUGGAUACCCUUCUUACCAUGUUAGCCAUGCUUUUAAAGGUAGCAAUGAAUAGAGCCCAAGUCUGUUUGAUAUCCAGUUCCAAAUCUGGAGAGCGGCAUCUUUACCUUAUUAAAGUGUCAAGAGACAAAAUAUCAGACAAUAAUGACCAAGAGACAGCAAAUUGUGACGCAAAAGCAAUAUUUGCUGUACUUACGAGUGUCUUGACAAAAGAUGACUGGUGGAACCUUCUGUUGAAGGCAAUAUACUCCUUAUGUGACCUGUCCCGAUUUGAGGAGGCUGAGUUACUUGUUGAUUCUUCAUUGGAAUAUUAUUCAUUUUAUGAUGACAGACAAAAACGCAAAGAACUAGAAUACUUUGGUCUCUCUGCUGCAAUUCUGGACAAAAAUUUCAGAAAGGCAUAUAACUAUAUCAGGAUAAUGGUAAUGGAAAAUGUCAAUAAACCCCAGCUCUGGAACAUUUUUAAUCAAGUUACCAUGCACUCUCAAGAUGUUCGACAUCAUCGCUUCUGUCUCCGGUUAAUGCUGAAAAACCCAGAUAAUCAUGCCCUGUGUGUCUUAAAUGGACACAAUGCAUUCGUAUCUGGUAGUUUUAAACAUGCCCUUGGCCAGUAUGUGCAAGCCUUUCGUACCCAUCCCCAUGAACCUCUCUAUAGCCUCUGCAUAGGCCUAACCUUUAUCCACAUGGCAUCUCAGAAGUAUGUAUUAAGGAGACAUGCUCUAAUUGUGCAGGGCUUUUCCUUUCUUAAUCGAUACCUCAGUCUACGUGGUCCUUGCCAGGAAUCAUUCUACAAUUUGGGCCGUGGCCUUCACCAACUGGGGCUGAUUCAUCUUGCAAUCCAUUAUUAUCAGAAGGCUCUGGAGCUCCCUCCACUUGUGGUAGAGGGUAUAGAAGUUGAUCAGUUAGACUUACGAAGAGAUAUUGCCUACAACUUAUCUCUCAUUUAUCAGAGCAGCGGGAAUAUUGGAAUGGCUCAAAAGCUUUUGUAUACACAUUGUUCUAUAUAAGACACUUCAACAAAGAAAGGAGCAUGGGGUAGCUUUUGUACGUGGACCAGUAUUUUCUGUCUCAGGGCUUAUUAUUAACCCUAAAAGGGAAGCGAUAGUUUCAGAAUUAUCUAACUGUGUAUUUCAUAUUUAAUAUGUGAUAAUGAUCUUUUGGUAGAUAUGCAAAAGUUAUUAUUUCUAUAAGAAUUUGUAUAUUGUUUUGUCAUUUUCCCUUAGUGUUUUUUAGUAAAAUUGUCCCCAAAGCUAAAUGGACAGUAAUAACCUUUCAGUCAGCUUUGAGUCAAAUACACUGAUUUUUCACUCAUACCAUUUAUUUUUCUGUGCAUUUAAUACUAUAUUUUAAACACCUACUAUGUACCAGGCACUGUGAUAGGUGGUAAGAAUACAGUAGUAAGACAGAUGUGACCUCAGUAUCCUUAAAUACAGAAUUUGAGCAUAUGUCUAUGUGAAAAUGUUUGCUCCUUUUCUACAUCUGUCAUCAUUAUUGUUAGUCAUUAAUUUCUCAGAACUCUGUUACUACUGCAUGAAUAGUUUUUCAAAUACAUAGAAAAAGAGUUUGCUUAUUGAAGGAGAGACAAAUUGGGACUCUUUCUAAUGUCAACACAAUUAGGUAAUUCACUUAGCUCCUAACAAAAUUAUUUAAAAUGGUUAUGUGGUAGGAAGACAUAUAAUUGAGUUAAUUUUUAAAUUUUUCAUCUGUAUGUAUCUUAGCUACAUAGACCAACACCUGGGAGACUGGAUUUAACUUAAAAUAUCCUGCUAUAAGGCAAAUUAAAAAAUGCAUGAUCAGUGUUUGCCAAUGGCUUUUUUUGACAAAAAAAAUAGAAAAGGAAGGACUAUGUUCAAUAACAUGACCUCGUUUUCAUUUCAUGAUCACUAGAAAUAUAAGAAGAAUGGGGAAUUAUACAUACAGAAUAAAGUACUGCUUAUUAAAAAAUAGAUAAAAGCCUUUUAUCUCAAGUAUUGUUAUGUUCUUGAAUUUAGGAUAACAAUACUUGUUAGGUAUACUAUUGGUUUAAUAACAGCAUUUUAGAGUUUCUUUUUAGGGGAAAAUAAAUGUUAUAAUAUGCAUAUGGAUUAUAUACAUAUUAGACAUAAGACCCAGUCCAGUUAUAGUAGGGAAGUAUAAGACAUAGGAUCAAAAAAAUACAAUGAAGGCUUUUUAGGAAUUAUUACUACCAUUUACACUGUAUACAUAUCUUUGUAUGUAAUAAGCAAAUGUAUUGUUUCCUCUGUAUGUUUAUAUAUAUGUAUAGAUGUAAUUUAAAUAUAUUUAUUUUUAUAAUUAAAGUGAAUCGUUUCACAUCACUUAUAUGUAUUUUGUGACAUUUGCAUUUAAUGAUAAAGCUAACUGUGAUGCAGUAAUAAGAUUUAUGUUUUAGAAUCCAGUGGAAUUGAGUAGUCUGCGUUCAGAGUUUCUCUCUUUAAUUAAACUCAUUGGGCUGUGACUGCAGUAUCUGCUAAACAGCCGUGGAGGAAACAAUAAAUCUCUAGCAGUUUUCUAAGAAAAAA